UUGGGCGCCUCGUCGUCAUGGCGGCCGUUCGGAAGCCGGUGCUGCUCGGGCUUCGCGAUACUGCGGUGCACUGCUGCCCCACGGGGCUGGGCGCCUGGACCACGAGCAAGCUGGGCGGCAUUCCGGACGCCCUGCCCGCCGUGGCAGCGCCGAGGCCAGUGUGUGAACUUUGCAGGCAGCCGCUUGUCCUGGUCGUGCAGGUGUACUGCCCGCUGGAAGGCUCCCCCUUUCAUCGGCUCCUGCACGUGUUCGCUUGCCCCCGCCCGGGGUGCGCUAGCGGCAGGGCGCGCAGUUGGAAGGUGUUCCGCUCCCAGUGCCUGCAAACGCGAGAGAAAGAGACGCAGGACGCUCAGAAACAGGAGAACGGCCUCACAGCUGAGGAUUGGUGUGAAGGUGCAGAUGACUGGGGAAGUGACGGGGAGGAGGCGCCUCCACCACAGUUUAUCUCAGAUUUUGGAAAUGAUUCCAGCCGUGCCAAAGACAGAGACUGGACUGCCCAGCUCCAAGACCUCCGCCUGCAGGAUACUGUCCCGGGUGCUGCUCUUCCUCUGCCUCCUGGGGAAGGGAUGGCCUUGCCUUCCGUGCUGCCACAGUUCCUGCCCUACUACAUCUGUGUUGUUGAUGAGGAUGACUACAGAGACUUUGUCAGUCUAGAUCAUGCUCAGAGCCUUCUGAGGGAGUAUCAACAGAGAGAGGGAAUUGACAUGGAACACUUGCUUUCCCAAAGUCUUUCUAGCGAUGGUGAUGAAAAAUAUGAGAAGACCAUAAUUAAAAGUGGAGAUAAGAUGUUUUACAAAUUCAUGAAGAGAAUUGCUGCUUGUCAAGAGCAGAUUUUGAGGUAUUCCUGGAGUGGAGAACCACUUUUCUUGACCUGCCCUACAUCAGAAGUCACUGAGCUCCCAGCCUGCAGUCACUGUGGAAUCCGAAGGAUAUUUGAGUUUCAGCUUAUGCCAGCGCUGGUCAGCAUGCUCAGAAGUGCUAAUUUAGGCUCUGGACGCGCAGGCUCAGCGGCCAUGGCUCACGGGCCCAGCCGCUCCGUGGCAUAUGGGAUCCUCCCGGACCGGGGCACGAACCCGUGUCCCCUGCAUCGGCAGACGAACGUUCAAUCACUGCGCCACCAGGGAAGCCCAUAUAAGUCUUUCUGUGGAAUUCGGAACCAUUCUAAUAUACACAUGUGAGAAGAGUUGCUGGCCUCAAAAUCAUCAGACUCCCGUGGAAGAAUUUUGUAUUAUCCAAGAGGACCCAGAUGAAUUAUUAUUUAAGUAGUGCAUUUCCUUUUGUGUUUUUUUGUUUGUUUUCAUUUUUGGCUGCGUUAGGUCUUUGUUGCUGCACGUGGGCUUUCUCUAGUUGCAGAGAGAGGGGGCUACUCUUCAUUACAGUGCGCGGGCUUCUCAUUGCGGUGGCUUCUCUUGUUGCGGAGUACAGGCUCUAGAGCACAGGCUCAGUAGUUGUGGCCCAUGGGCUUAGUUGCUCUGUGGCAUGUGGGAUCUUCCUGGACCAGGGCGUAUUCUUAACCUCUGUGCCACCUGGGAAACCCUUUCCUUUUGUUUAUAUAAAUUAAAGCAAAUUUUAAUGUUUAAAUUGUGUUUUUACCUCAUUUUGACUCACAAUUUAUUAGCUCUUGUUUCUUUUUGCUUUUUCGCACCCCUGAUGGGUCUGGAGCCAGGACUAGAACCUCCCAGCUGUGGGCUGGUUAACCCUUCCAGGGUCAGUGGCCUGUGUCCACAGUGGCAGCUCAGAAUGUGGCUCCUCUGUAGCCCAGAGGGCAGGUGAUCCUAUGUAAGCAGACCGGUGGGUUCUAGGAGGGAGAGCAGCUGGAGAGCCAUGAGCGCAGCCAGCCACGUACUACCCCUGCAGCCUUGGCACUUUUGCUGUCCCUGGGUGCUGACAGAGCAAACUACUGGAACUGCUCCAGCUGCUUGAGGCUCCUGCCCUGUGACAUGAGCUGUUUAUACUUGCCUGGUGUUCUCCCACCCCAGGCUCUCCGCCCUCACCUCCUGCCCCUAAAGCAUCACAGGAAGGGGGCCCUUUCUCUCUUCUGGACAUUGUCCUUCCAUCCAGCUGUCUACCUCUCCAAUCUCCCCUUUCUCCAUUCAGUUUUUAUGUUAUCAGCUGCUUCCAUUCUGCUACCCCUUGACAGCAGCAUGAAAACACCUCCACCAGCUGUGUACAGACCUGCUGUUUGCCUGCAUAGAUGAGGAAACUGGGUAUUAACAUAAACAAUUUGGUUGAUUUAUGUUAAUAAACAUAAACUUUGGUAAAUAACACAUUAGGCCCAUAUUAUCAUGAGAUGUGGUUCUCCUGGGCAGUGUGUGACUGGUGAGAACCCUACCUGAUGCUGCCCUGCCCUCUCCCCCUUUCCUGGGAGGGUGGGAGGCACCUGGGGGAAAGUGGCUGGCUGUGUAGAAGAAAGCGAAGGUGUUGGUCAGUGAUAUUUCAGGAUCACUGGGUUUGCAGGGCUGCGGCUGAGUGUGGACCUGCAGAGAGAGGUUUUGACUCCUCCUCUGUCAUGCUGGAGAAGUGACCACCGGUUCCCCUGUGGCACUUACGUUGUGGGUGGAGAAUCCCUCAGACUGUCAGACCACUCACUCCAACUGGAGCAGAAAACAUACUGCUCAUACUUGCAGGUAUAUCACUUUGGAUUUAUUUAAAUGGCCAGAGAGUACCCUCUUUUGAGGAGAGGAUGGGGUAGAAUUGUUGCUUUCAACUGUUGAUACAGACAUUUGCAGAUAUCUGGCUGACUUUUAGGUAGAGACAACUUGUGCUUCCAACCAAACAUUUCUCGAAUCUAGUUAUACAUGUUUGUAUGAGGUCUUACCAAAAUAGAGUACAGAUUAGCAGGGGCAUUUCCCAUGAUCCCAUAGAAAUAAUGUUUGUGACAUAUUGUCAAGGAAGCAAGAUAUGAGAAAACAAGACUAGUGCGAACCCACUUAAAUGUAAAACUCUUCAUAGUGCUGUGUAAAAGAUCUAGAUCUGGAAAUAUAAACGCCAGCAAGGCCCUGAGGAGUAGGAUUAGGUGUGCAAUUUUGUGAGUGGUGCUUUUCAAUUUUUACUUCCUGCACUGGCAUCCUAUUUGAAUUUGUUAAGGUGGGCAAGCAUUUUAUACUUUAUACACACUGUUAAAAGAUAAACUGAGGCAUAAGAAUUUAUUUGAGCAAAAAUCAAUUGGAACCAGGCAGCACCCAAUCUAGCAGAAAGGAAGGAGCUUCAAGGAGCUAAACAAAAUGACUUUUACAGGCAGAAAGGGACAGGAACAAGAAAGUUUUAUCAGCAAAAUAGGGGGUUGGUUAUUGCCAACUUACUUUCCUUUAGGGGACGGCAGGGGUCUUUCAGGUAGAUUACCUAACCAGUGCUGAUCCGGUGAUUCCUGAUUGAUGGUUUAAAAUUCCAUUUCUGGGAGAGCCGAAACUGUAAUUAAGUCUCAGUUUGGUGACAUGGGGCUUAGCAUAAGCGACUCCAUUCUGAGCUUGUAUCUUGUUUUUAACAACACACCAACCCACGAAGAAUAGCAAAGCCUCAGGGUUAGGUGUCCAGCCCAGGCAAAGGAAAGAGGAGGGAGGCAGGAAAGAAGCAAAGGAAGGUGGCUCUAUCCACUGUGUGUCUAGUGGGAGAAGGAAGGUCAGCAUUUUGUUGAAGACCUCUGUUAGCGUUAGCUGCCACAGGGGGCCUUUAUGAGAGCCAGUAGUAGGGAAGGAACAUCAGCAGCUUACUAUGCAAGGGUGCCUCCCACCCCAACCAUGGUUGGGUGCCCUGGCCCUUCCUUCGUCUCAUGGAUCAGGGCAACAGACUGAGUACUCCUCACAGAUCAGGCUUGGUGUGUGGUUCGUGAACCAAGCAACUGAUGAGGAAGACCACAGAAGUCAAAAGCAUUUUCCUCUGUUUUCCACUGUCAACCAACAAAACGAAGAAAGAAGAUAAGAAAAGAGUAUAUUUGGCGUCAUAAGAAUUGCAAUUUGGAAGACACAGAUUUGAUUAAAAGGGAAGGAGUGUUCCGGGGAAGAGAAAAAGUCAGGGGCUUAGAAAGGCAAAAGCCACGAGACUGUACUCUGACACAAGAAAAGAAAUACUCGUCCUUAGGGAUGGCGGUCACGAGUUGUUUUAGGUUAAGGAUCUGAUAAAUAGAUAGGCUGUCAUGAGUUAUAUUAGGGUAAGGGUAAGUAUCAAGUUUCUGGCAGAUGUUCUGGAUGCCUUCCUUAGGACAGUAAGUGGUCAAAACGUCAGAUUUCAUCCAGGCUGAGCCAUACAUAAAUUACUUUGUCAGUGGCCUUCCAGCUCCAUUUUGGAGAGCUCUCUUAGCAAUACUCUAUUUUGAUUUUCCUUUCACACCAUCUUUUCCUUUUUUCUUCUAAUAAUUUUUUCUGAUUUUAAAAUUCACAUUUUCUUUGAGGAGAAUGAGCAUCUGGGAAAUACAGUAAAGUUUAGAGGAGAAAUAAAAAUUAUCCAUAAUUUCAUCACACACAGAUACACAAAAAUAUUAACCAUGGUUAUUUUCUUCCUGUUUAAAAAAAGUUCUUUUUAACAAAAUUUAAUCAUAUGUGUGGUUUUGUAUCUUUGUGUUUUCUUUUUCUUUUUUUUUUUUUGCCUGCCGGGCUCUUCAUUGUGGCUCGUGGGCUCCAGAGUGCAUGUGCUCAGUAGUUGCAGGUGCUGGCUUAGUUUCCCUGUGGCAUGUGGGAUCUUAGUUCCCUGAUCAGUGAUGGAACUCGCAUCCCCUGCAUUUGCAGGCAGAUUCUUAACCACUGGACCACCAGGGAAGUCCUUGUAUCUUUUUCAUUCAAUAUUAUGAGCGUUUCCACCAUCAAUAUUUUCCCAGGACGUACUUUGUAACUGAAACUGAGUCCCUUGGAAAUCGAGUUCCUUUACUGAGUUUAUGAUAAAUCUCUCUCCAAAACUUUAUUCCCUUUCUUAUCCCCUCUGAUCUCAAUCCUGUGCUAACUGAACACUAAUCACCCAGAGUCAGAUGGCUAAAAUUGCUGUUGAUAACAUCGUUAAUGUACUAAGCUUGCUAUUAUAGAUGUCAUCAUUAAGGUAUAAACUCAUGUUGUUUCUCCAGAGGAAGAUGAGCUAACAGACUCCUGAACCAUGGACCACGUGGCCAGAAAACUGUAAACCAGAGACAGACAUCCUAACUCCCAAUUAAGAAAUGUCACAGAAAUGUCACAAGAUGAUGAUUAAUCCCAGCCUCUUUGUUCUUCCCCUUGUGGACUUAAAAAAUUAUUCACAACCUAAAAGUUGAGAGUUAUGUUUUAUUUGGCGGGAAUUUUUAGGUCUUCAAGCCCGGGAGGCAGCA
Messenger RNA from Globicephala melas (long-finned pilot whale), 5287 nucleotides. It is a transcript of the gene PDCD2L, whose product is annotated as programmed cell death 2 like. NCBI's taxonomy places the organism in Eukaryota, Metazoa, Chordata, Mammalia, Artiodactyla, Delphinidae. Gene Ontology annotation, biological process: apoptotic process. Gene Ontology annotation, cellular component: cytoplasm. The record is from RefSeq and is a predicted model, not a curated record.